Molecule: messenger RNA, 900 nt
Organism: Aspergillus pseudoviridinutans
Lineage: Eukaryota; Fungi; Ascomycota; Eurotiomycetes; Eurotiales; Aspergillaceae
Exons: 3
Coding region: 1-900 (299 amino acids)
Source: RefSeq, a predicted model, not a curated record
AUGGCUCAGUUAAACCUUCCCAAUAAUCAGAAGCACAUUCUCUGGUCCCCUCUGCCAACGUUGCGUGUGAUUCCGGGCCGUCACACAACUCAUCCCAGCGACUCCACGUAUACAUUGCGACCUGAUCAACUCACACGGUGGACGGAUUUUCCCCGUCAUGUCCUACAGCGAGUAGAGAAUUUGGGAACACCUCCCCAGGACUUUAGGCCUCGGACCCCACGAGAAUAUCACAUCACUGGGAACGAGGGAGGGUUACAGGGAAGAUAUGUCCAGCACGUGGGCACCUCGCUGGGACCCAUUUUUAAUGCGUUGAACCUUGGUGUCCAGAUGGCUGACUACCAGGUUGGCGUACAUAUUGAUACUGGUUCUGCUGAGAGCAAGGAAGCCAUGGAGCCAGGCAUGAGGCAGCCUGAUCUUGUGAUGAUCGGUUCCAGUGAUAAUGUCAUUCGCCUGGUAGGCGAAAUGAAGACAUACUGGACAUUCUAUCCACCAAAAGGCCAGAGCCAGAAAAGAUUCUUGGCGCAGAAACUGGGCCAACUGGCACGGUACAUGGAUGACCAUCGUUGUCGCUUUGGGUUUUAUUCCACAUACGAGAAAACGUGGUUUUUAAUGAGGUCAACCUCAACGAACUUCCUAGUGUCAGAGCCCGUUCUGCACCACCAAACCGCGACCGAAACGAGGCCAUCAAUUCGGCAGUGUUUCCUUUUUCUUGCGGCCGUCGUUAAAGAUCACAACGCGACGUAUUGGCCGGAAAUUUAUGGGCUGCGUCUGACAAACCAGCCCUUGGGCGACCCUACGAGAGAGCAACCUUCACGCCCGGGAAAAGGCACUAAAAGAACCAACGUGGACAGCGCGGAGGGAAGUUUUAACCCUGGCCUAGUUGGGAAAUUCUGGGGCUAG